AAAAAAAAAAAAAACUUGGAAACUCCCACAUCAUCUUAAUUUGCAUUAUUAGCUGUCAAAUGGUCCCCCAAAGUCAACACAAAUAUCACCUUCCCCUCUUAUUCACUUGCCACACGUACGCAUCUUUUUCCUUCCGCUGCAUUAUAUAUAAAGGCCCUUCCAUCCAAUUCAUGCACACCACAAACUCUUAAAGCCAUCAAUUCAGCUCUAAAUUUCCCCCACACACAAAAAACAUAGUAGAGAAAGAGAUAUUUAUCAAACCAUCAAUCAUCACAUAAGAUGAAGAAAUAUAUUGUGCUCUUAGCACUAAUAAGCUUUGCUGCCACUGCUACUGGCAGCAAUUUUAACCAAGAUUUCGACAUAACCUGGGGAGACGGACGUGCAAAAAUAUUAAACAACGGGAAGCUUCUCACGCUGUCCUUAGACAAGACCUCUGGUUCGGGUUUUAGAUCAAAGAAGCAGUAUAUGUUCGGGAAAAUCGACCUGCAGAUAAAGCUCGUCCCUGGAAAUUCUGCUGGCACAGUUACUACCUAUUAUUUAUCUUCGUUGGGACCGAAUCACGAUGAGAUCGACUUUGAGUUUCUCGGGAAUCUAAGCGGGCAACCGUACACACUCCACACAAAUGUAUUCGCACAGGGAAAAGGCGGUCGAGAACAACAGUUUCGUUUGUGGUUUGAUCCAACAAAGGAUUUUCACACAUACUCCAUCUUAUGGAACCCUCAGAGCAUCAUAUUCUCAGUAGACGGUACUCCCAUCAGACAAUUCAAGAACCUUGAGUCGAAAGGCGUACCUUACCCAAAGAGCCAGCCCAUGUGGGUAUACUCUAGCCUUUGGAACGCGGACGAUUGGGCCACGAGAGGUGGGCUCGUGAAGACUGAUUGGAGCCAGGCCCCUUUCACGGCCUCAUACACAAAUUUUAAUGCAUUGGCCUGUUCAGGUGCCACCAGUUCUUGCUCACAAAAUUCGUCGGCCAAUUCUUGCCACAUUCAUGCACACCACAAAAACAUCAAUUCAGCUAUGAUGAAGAUACACAUUGUGUUGUUUGCUCUAUUAAGCUUUGUUACCUCUGCUUUUGGAGGAAAUUUUUACGAGGAUUUCGACAUCACAUGGGGAGAUGCACGUGCGAAAAUAUUAGACAACGGUAAGCUUCUCACAUUGUCUUUAGACCGAGACUCCGGUUCUGGUUUUAGGUCCAAAAGGCAAUAUAUGUUUGGGAAAAUCGACUUUCAGAUAAAGCUCAUCCCUGGUAAUUCUGCAGGCACCGUCACUACCUAUUAUUUAUCUUCCUUAGGGUCGACCCACGACGAGAUCGACUUUGAAUUUCUUGGGAAUCUAAGCGGGCAACCGUACAUUCUCCACACGAAUGUAUUCACGCAAGGCAAUGGCGGCCGAGAACAACAGUUUCAUUUGUGGUUUGAUCCUACAAAGGAUUUCCACACCUAUUCCAUCCUAUGGAACCCUCAAACCAUCAUAUUCUCAGUAGACGGUAUUCCCAUUAGACAAUUCAAGAACCUUGAGUCCAAAGGUGUACCUUACCCUAAGAACCAGCCCAUGUGGAUAUACUCGAGCCUUUGGAAUGCGGACGAUUGGGCCACAAGAGGUGGGCUCGUGAAGACUGAUUGGAGCCAAGCCCCUUUCACGGCCUCGUUCACACACUUCAGUGCAUUGGCCUGUGCAAAUGCCACAGGUUCUUGCUCCCAAAAUUCGUCGGCUGAUUCUUGGUUUUCACAGUCACUGGAUUCAAGUGGACAGGGGACAAUAAAAUGGGUGCAAAAGAACUACAUGAUUUACAACUAUUGCACGGAUUACAAGCGCUUUCCGCAAGGGUUCCCAUUCGAAUGCUCCGUUGCAUGAUACAGAAUUUCGAAGCACUUCCAAGUUUUAAACCAAUAUGUAAAAUUUUACUUUGUUUUAUUCUUUAUGAACGUGUUUAGUAAUAACUGGGAUGUUUGUUGUGAAUUUUUAUUUCAAUGUUCAAAUGUUG
Molecule: messenger RNA, 1984 nt
Organism: Striga asiatica
Lineage: Eukaryota; Viridiplantae; Streptophyta; Magnoliopsida; Lamiales; Orobanchaceae
Source: the annotation of a GenBank genome assembly